UCAAAGUUGUCUCUCCGCUCGGAAAAAAAAAAGCAGGGGAGGGUGCGUUCAGGGUGCUCGCUAGUUUUUCCCAACGCCGCCGCCGCUGCUUCACUCGCGCUUCCUCCCGGAGAGAUGAGGCGGAAGGAGAAGAGGCUGCUGCAGUUCGCCGGGCUGCUCAUAGCGGCUCUCAUUUUCCUCCCCAACGUCGGGCUGUGGUCCCUCUACAGGGACCGAGUGUUCGACAACUCGCCCGUAACUGUGGACGGUCCGGGCGGCAUCCCCGCGAUACAGGAGAUGAAGCGAGCCUCCGUCGCUUGUACGCCCGAAGACGCAGCGCAUUCCUCCUCCGCGGAGCCGGCGCGUCACGCCAUUGAUAUUCUCCUCGCAGGAUCGUCAGGCCAUGAAAUGGUGGCGGUGAACCGGUUGGGGAAGGACGCUCAGCUGGGCCGCGACAGCGUGCAGAGGAAAGACUGGCACGACCAUGAGGCGAUCAAACGAGACUCCUCCCGAUCCGGGAACGGCGAACAGGGGAAAGCGUUCCCGCUGACAGAUGCUGACAGGGUGGACCAGGCCUACAGGGAGAACGGCUUCAACAUCUACGUCAGCGACCGGAUCUCCCUCAACCGCUCCCUGCCGGACAUCCGCCAUCCAAACUGCAAACUGAAGCUGUAUGCAGACAAGCUGCCCAACACCAGCGUCAUCAUCCCGUUCCACAACGAGGGCUGGUCGUCGCUGCUGAGGACCGUUCACAGCGUGCUCAACCGCUCGCCCCCACAGCUCAUCGCCGAGAUCAUCCUGGUCGACGACUUCAGCGACAAAGAGCACUUGAAAGUGGCCCUCGAGGAGUACAUGGUGAGGUUGCCCAAGGUUCGCAUCCUGAGGACCAAGAAGAGGGAGGGGCUGAUCAGGACUCGGCUGCUGGGCGCCCGCGCCGCCAAAGGAGAGGUCAUCACCUUCCUGGACUCCCACUGCGAGUCCAACGUCAACUGGCUGCCUCCGCUGCUGGACCGAAUCGCCCAGAACAGGAAGACCAUCGUGUGUCCGAUGAUCGACGUCAUCGACCACGACAACUUUGGCUACGAGACGCAGGCGGGGGACGCCAUGCGAGGGGCGUUCGACUGGGAAAUGUACUACAAACGGAUCCCCAUCCCUCCGGAGCUGCAGAAGGAUGACCCCAGCGAACCCUUCGAGUCUCCGGUGAUGGCGGGUGGACUGUUUGCUGUGGACAGGAAGUGGUUCUGGGAGCUGGGAGGAUACGACACGGGGCUGGAGAUCUGGGGAGGAGAACAGUACGAGAUCUCCUUCAAGGUGUGGAUGUGUGGCGGCCGGAUGGAGGACACCCCUUGCUCCAGGGUAGGGCACAUCUACAGGAAGUACGUCCCCUACAAAGUUCCCGGUGGGGUCAGCCUGGCCAGGAACCUGAAACGCGUGGCGGAGGUGUGGAUGGAUGAGUACGCCGAAUACAUCUACCAGCGCCGGCCCGAGUACCGCCACCUGUCCGCGGGGGACAUGACGGCCCAGAAGGAGCUGAGGAACCGGCUCAACUGCAUGGACUUCAAGUGGUUCAUGAGCAAGGUGGCCUGGGAUCUGCCCAAGCACUACCCUCCGGUGGAGCCUCCGGCCGCCGCGUGGGGGGAGAUUCGCAACGUGGGCAACGGCAUGUGCCUGGAGAGCAAGCACGUCGUGUCGGGGAGUCCCGUCCGCCUGGAGAGCUGCGCCAAGGGCCGGACCGAGGUGAGCUGGAGCCACGGGCAGGUGUUUACGUUCGGGUGGCGAGAGGACAUCCGGGUGGGCGAUCCCAUGCACACUAAAAAGGUCUGCUUCGACGCCGUUUCCCACAACAGCCCCGUCACCCUGUACGACUGUCACGGCAUGAAGGGCAACCAGCUGUGGCGCUACAGGAAGGAUAAGAGUCUGUAUCACUCCGUCAGCAACAGCUGUAUCGACUGCAGCCCCAGCGAGCGGCGGGUCUUCAUGAACACGUGCGACUCCUCCUCCGCCAGCCAGCAGUGGCUGUUCGAGAGAACCAACGGCACCGUGCUGGAGCGCUUCAACCGGGCCGCCAACUGAGGCCCCUCGGCAGCGUCCACGAUGGAGAAACGAGACAGAGACUCCUGACGUGCUGCUG
This is a messenger RNA of Cyclopterus lumpus (lumpfish), 2110 nucleotides long. RefSeq names its product polypeptide N-acetylgalactosaminyltransferase 10-like. The transcript has 13 exons. The record is from RefSeq and is a predicted model, not a curated record. Lineage: Eukaryota; Metazoa; Chordata; Actinopteri; Perciformes; Cyclopteridae. Gene Ontology annotation, cellular component: Golgi apparatus. Bases 115 to 2052 code for a protein of 645 amino acids.